CACCCCCCCCCAAAAAAAAGCUCCGGCAGGCUGGGACGGUGCCCGCUUCGCGCCCCCGCUGAAGGGGGAAAGGAUCGCUCGCAGAUCCCGCCUGGGGAUCGCUCCGUCGGGGAAGCCGAGGAGAGCCGGGGGCCAGAUCCCAACCAUGUCUUCCACCGUGUGGUUCAACCUGCUCCUGCUUUUCCCCACCAUUGCGGCUUCCAAGACCUGUUUCCCAGGAUGCCACUGUGAGGUGGAGAGCUUUGGUCUCUUCGACAGCUUCAGUCUAACCAAGGUGGAUUGCAGCGGUAUAGGGCCCCAUAUCGUCCCUGUCCCCAUUCCCCUGGAUACGACUUAUCUGGAUCUAUCGUCAAACCACCUCGAGUCCCUGAACGAGUCCCUGCUGACUGGCCCUGGCUAUACCACGCUGGUGAGCCUUGACUUGAGCUACAAUAAAAUCUCAAAGAUUGUUUCGGCCACUUUCUCCAGACUCAGGUAUCUUGAAUCUUUGGAUCUGAGUCAUAACUCUUUGGUUGCCCUUCCUGACGAAGUCUUCUCCAGGUCACCCCUGGGGGACAUUGACUUAAGCAACAACCUCCUUCUAGAAAUCAAGAUGGAUGCCUUUUCCUCCAGAGGUCAAAGGAAACCGCUGAAUGUUGAUCUCUCCAGUAACCUCAUAAGCCUUGUUUCAGUACAACAGGACAAAGCCAUUCCUAACAUUCAAAGCUUGAAUCUGUCUGGAAACAGAUUAAGAAAUAUCCCACACCUUCGCGGAAUCCCCCUGCGGUACUUAAACCUUGACGGAAACCCAGUCUCAGUCAUUGAGAAGGAGGCAUUCUCAGGGCUGAAGGAUUUAAUCCAUUUGUCGCUGAGCAAUAUGUAUGAACUCUCCGAGAUUUUGCCCUAUGCCUUCAAAGACUUGCCUGCUCUCCAAGGGCUGGAUUUCUCUAACAAUCCCAACAUCAAGUCAUUGAGUGCCGAAGUUUUUUAUGGCCUCGGGUCUUUGCAGGAACUCAACCUGUCUGGCACAGGUGUUGGGACGUCCCUUUCGAAAGCGAUGUUGACGUUCUUGCCUUCCAUCAAAAGCAUCACUUUAGGCAAGAACGUCAAGUGUCUUAAAACCAUCCGAGAAGGACAGUACCACAGACAGACCGGGCAGACCAAGAAAGAAAUCCUGAGUUGUCACGACAAUCAUGGGUCACUCACACCCUACACUUUAUGACAAGGGCCAAGGAUGAUGGAGGGAUCCACGGACUUCUGAAAAAGCCACAAAUGUGCCUUGUGUAAAAAAAAAGAAAAAAGAAAUAGUAGUUUAAUUUAUAUAUUUUGUAUAUUGCAAUUUUUGAUUAUAGCGAUUGAAGGAAAA
Pogona vitticeps (central bearded dragon) is the source of this 1345-nucleotide messenger RNA. It is a transcript of the gene TSKU, whose product is annotated as tsukushi, small leucine rich proteoglycan. NCBI's taxonomy places the organism in Eukaryota, Metazoa, Chordata, Lepidosauria, Squamata, Agamidae. The record is from RefSeq and is a predicted model, not a curated record. Gene Ontology annotation, molecular function: protein binding.